Messenger RNA from Ziziphus jujuba (common jujube), 1158 nucleotides. Its product is annotated as large ribosomal subunit protein bL28m. Bases 199 to 873 code for a protein of 224 amino acids. The record is from RefSeq and is a predicted model, not a curated record. Lineage: Eukaryota; Viridiplantae; Streptophyta; Magnoliopsida; Rosales; Rhamnaceae. Gene Ontology annotation, cellular component: mitochondrial large ribosomal subunit. Gene Ontology annotation, molecular function: structural constituent of ribosome. The transcript is spliced from 2 exons.
AGUAACUGAACCAACCGUGCGGAUUCUCGAUGGGGAAGAAGAAAAUGAUGAACGGGUCACUAUUAGUGUAAUUUGAAGAAAAUUGGAAACAGAUUUGAGCUUGGCUGUUUCUUUCAUAUCACUAAUCUAGAAAUCAAAGCUAUAAAACCCUGGCUAGCUGAGCUACAGAGAGAGAGAGAGAGAGAGAGAGAGAAGAAAAUGGCGUUUAGAGGGAAGGAGAUGAUGAAGAACAUAAUGAAGAAAGUGGGGGAGAAGAACAUGGCACCGGGAGUGAAAGAGUCACUGAAGAAAUGCAUACCGGACUCCAAAAUCGUGAUGAAUCGGGCCAAGCGGGGCAUCUUCGCUGGCCGCCACAUCCGGUUCGGUAAUCGCGUCAGUGAAGACGGCGGCAACAAGACAAGGAGAUCAUGGAAGCCAAAUGUACAGGAGAAGCGGCUCUUCAGUUACAUCCUAGACAGACAUAUUCGAGUAAAAGUCACCACCCAUGCCCUCCGUUGCAUAGACAAGGCUGGUGGGAUUGACGAGUACCUGCUGAAGACUCCUUACAGCAAGAUGGACACAGAAAUGGGCCUCUUUUGGAAAGCCAAGAUUGAAAAGCUGUAUGAAGAGCUUGGGCAGAAAGAGGUGGUUUUCUUUUCACCUGAGGAUGAAACCAAGUUCGAACAGGAAUUCAAAGAACUGAGACUAAAUGAGAAGGCAGCUCAAAAGGAAGCCAGGAAACAGAUGUUUGGUUGGUCGGGCAAACUGAAGCAAAUGGAGGAAGGAGAAGCAAAGAAUGAAGAAACCAAGGAGGAAGCAACAGAAUACUGCCCAGUAACAUACAUUCCAGCAGCCUCGCGUGUUGUUCCUGGACAUAAAGUUUAUAACUUCUGAGUUUAGAACUCUUCACCAGCUCAAAUGUUGUUAACGAUUUUGUUUUAUGACUGCCACCGUUUCAGAUUUUUUCUUUACUGUUAAUUCAUCCUGAUGAGCCUGAACAGCAUUCAAAUUUGUUGGUUCCUUUACUAUCCCCUGGUUCUAGGAGAUCCAAAAAUGUUGGGAAUAAAAUGCGGAAUCAGUAAACAAAAGCGAUAUUGGAACGACUACAUGAUGUAAAAUUAUUGUUAUCUUUUGUCAAAAAUAUUUAAAUUACAAUGCUGACAAAGUUAGUUUGCGAAA